Messenger RNA from Owenia fusiformis, 2856 nucleotides. Lineage: Eukaryota; Metazoa; Annelida; Polychaeta; Sabellida; Oweniidae. The record is from the annotation of a GenBank genome assembly.
CGCGCGAGAACUGACAUGGCGGCUGAAAUUUAAUUCAUGUUAAAUUUCUCCUAAUAACUUUAAUUUACAUAGUAUUUAGACUGUUCAUAACUGCAAAAUGUCUUCCCCUGAGACGGAAAGAUUUGAGGUGACAGAAGAUGAUUUAUACAAUGAAUUUAACCCUAACAGGCCUAGUUGGAGGCAGACUAAAAAUCAAGCAACAUAUGGUAUAUGGCAUCAUGAUAGUGAUGAUGAUGAAGAUGAGAGACCAGGAUUCGGAGGCGGGAGAAAAAAACGUACCAAAGAUAUGUCUGUGCCUGUCAGCUUUAUAAGUGGAGGAUAUAAGGAUAAACGUGAUAACAAGGAUUAUAAAGAAGGAGAGGGUGAUGGCCAGGGGGAAGAUGAGCCAGUGGACGAAAAUAAGACACUCUAUGCACGAGAUUUCAUCCUAGGGGGUCAGGCAGGGAGUAAGACAGGUACAACAUAUGGUAAGAAGGUGAAGAAGCCGAAAGUCAACUACCCUGGAGGACAGAGGGUGGUUGGGAUGAAUCCGGGAGAUGAUCAAUUUGGGAACUGGGAAAAGCAUACCAGUGGAAUUGGAUUAAAACUAUUAGCUAAGAUGGGGUAUGAACAAGGAAAAGGUCUUGGAAAGAACCACCAGGGAAUUGCGACACCAGUUGAGGCAUUCAAACGCAAGGACACAAAAGCUACUAUAGGAUAUCAUGGAUCAGAGAGGACGCAAAGAUCACUGAAAGACUUUCCGCAGCAGGUUGAUUCAGAGGAGGAAGAAGACAAACAGUUUCAACAACAGCUUUCUCAGUGGAAAAAAGCACCUGAGGCAAAUAAGAAAUUGAAGCCUAAGUAUACGUAUAAAACAGCUGAUGAAGUUAUCACAAAGGGUGGCAAGAAAAAAUCUGUAAAACAGAGCCAUUUAUCCAAGGUCAAGGUCAUUGACAUGACAGGCAAGGAGCAGCGUGUUCUCUCAGGAUAUCGUGCAAUCAGUUCUCGUCAUGAUCGUCCGGAUGAGAGCUCUUCAGAAGAGGAGGAGAUAAUUGACAGAAAAAAGCCGAAGAAGGCAUUUGAGAUGCCCGAACUGAUGCAUAAUCUGAACAUACUCGUAGAUAUGGCAGAGGAGGAAAUCAUUGAAAACGACAGAAAAUUGAAAUAUGAGAGAGAUCUUGUAGUGAACCUGAAAUAUGAGCAUGAGAAGAUGGAAAAACUUUGUGAAGAGGAAGCAAAGCAAUUAAAGAAAAUCAAUGAGCUGUUUGCAAUUGUAUCAAGUUGUGAGGCACGUACAAAAGAAGAGUGUGAAAAUCGUAUCAGUCUCGAUGAAUGCGCAGACAUCUUUACAGAGCUGCAGGAACAGUAUUAUGAAGAGUACAAGAUAUAUGACUUGAAUUCGCUGGCUGUAGCUAUGGUUUUUCCAUUGGUGAAGACUUAUUUUGACAACUGGGAGCCUUUAAAGAAUAAUAAAGUGGGACUUUUAACCAUUCAAAAGUGGAAGAAUAUUUUAGAAGAUCCAAACAGAAGAUUUACACACAGUCAGAGCAGUAUGGAUGCCUAUGAGAGGCUAAUGUGGGAAAUAUGGAUGCCAUUCCUGAGAGCUGUUAUUCAAAAACAGUGGUCCGUUAGGGACAGUGACAGCCUCAUAGAGCUCUUAGAGAAUUGGAUGCCUGUGCUACCUCAGUGGAUCCUUAAUAACAUCUUAGAGCAACAGGUCAUGCCUAAGCUGAAUGAAGAAGUAGAGAACUGGGACCCUACUACUGAUACAAUGCCAAUCCAUGCCUGGUUGCACCCAUGGUUACCAUUGCUAGGUGAGCGACUGCAGCCUUUGUAUGCCUCAAUACGUCACAAACUCUCCAAAGCACUCUCACAAUGGCACCCAUCAGAUCCCUCUGCGAAGAUGAUUCUGACACCAUGGGUGAAAGUAUUCAAACGAGGCCACCUUGAUGCUUUCUUAGUGAAGAAUAUAGUUCCUAAGUUGUUACAGUGUAUGCAGGAGUUUGUUGUUAACCCUCAUCAACAGCAGCUAGACCCUUGGAACUGGGUGAUGUCAUGGCAUGAUAUGCUUCCCAUCACUAGCAUGACAACCAUCUUGGAGAAAGCAUUCUUUCCAAAGUGGCUGCAAGUUCUUGCCACGUGGCUAGCAAGCAACCCAGAUUACAAUGAAGUGACUAAAUGGUACCAAGGCUGGAAGACUAUGUUCAGUGAUGCUCUUAAGGCUGAACCAAUAGUAAAAGACAAAUUCAAGCUUGCACUGAGUUACAUGAAUCAUGCAGUAACCGGGAAAUUUCAACCACCCGGCCCUCCACCAGGCCCACCACCAGUUCCUGCUGCUACCUAUCUUGGCCCAAUUCCACCAGAGAGAACAGCGUCUCCACUACGUACAGCAGGUGUUACGACCACAAGCGUGCCCAGCAGUUUCAAAGACCUCGUUGAGAAAAAGGCAGCCGAAAAUGGACUCAUAUUCCUCCCAAUUCCUAAUCGUACAUAUGAGGCCAAACAGGUGUAUAAAUUUGGCAAUGCAGUCAUGUAUUUAGAUAGGAGCGUUAUAUUUGUACAGGAGAUGUCACCAAUACCUAGAUGGGUGCCUAUGUCAUUAAAUGCUUUAGUGACUCGUGCAACAUAGCACAACAAAUCAGUUUAAGGAUCUUACGGGAUAUGCUGAUAGGAGGAAGCUCAUGCCGAAAGCUGUGUUUUUAAUGUACCGAUACUUACUUUGUUCACUCUGUAUGCUGGACAAGAAAUAAGAACUCAUCGACAAAUAUUUUUUUAAUAUUGCAUCGAAUGAGAGACUGUGAAAUUAUUAAGGAUUACUACUCGAAUUAGCACUUCACCAAGAAAAAUAAUAAUGAACAUUGUGCCAGUGAAAUAUUU